AUGGGAGACCUGUUAGCUCAGUUAGGUUCAGUUCUCGCUAGUGUCAUGUUCGUUUGGGCAAUCAUCCAACAAUACUUCCCAUACAACAUCCGUAACUUCUUCGACAAAUACUCUCAAAGAUUCCUCACUUUCUUCUACCCUUACAUCCAAAUCACCUUCAACGAAUUCACCGGAGAGCGAUUCAAACGCAGUGAAGCUUAUUCCGCCAUCGAAACCUACCUCGGCACCACCUCCUCCAUGCAAGCUAAGCGUUUCAAAGCCGAUAUCAUCAAGAACAACACACAACCACUAGCGUUAUCCAUGGACGACCAUGAAGAAGUUGCAGACGAAUUCAAUGGCGUCAAGGUUUACUGGGCUUCUGGGAAGAACAUACUCAAAUCACAAUCAUUUUCUUUCUACCCAAACACAGAUGAAAAGCGAUACUACAAACUUACCUUCCAUAAACGACAUCGGGAGCUUAUCUUUGGGCCUUAUUUGAAUCAUGUUCUUAAAGAAGGUCGUGAAAUCAAAGUGAAAAACAGACUCAGAAAGCUUUACACCAACAACGGAUCGCAAUGGAGUCAUGUAGUUUUUGAACAUCCAGCUUCGUUUCAAACUCUAGCAAUGGAUCCUGUGAAAAAGCAAGAAAUUGUUGAUGAUUUAACAACUUUUAGCAACGCGGAAGAGUUUUAUAAUCGAAUCGGUCGAGCUUGGAAACGUGGCUAUCUUCUUUAUGGUCCGCCGGGAACCGGAAAAUCCACCAUGAUCGCCGCCAUGGCCAAUUUCUUAUGCUAUGAUAUAUAUGAUCUUGAAUUGACUGCUGUAAAAGAUAACACAGAGCUCAGAAGAUUAUUGAUCGAGACUUCGAGUAAAUCGAUUAUUGUGAUUGAAGAUAUCGAUUGUUCAAUGGAUCUCACCGGACAACGGAAGAAGGAUAAAGAAGAGCCGGAAGAGAGUGAUCCGGCGAAGAAACCUGUGAAACCACCGGAGAAUGAGUCAAAGGCGAGCAAAGUCACUCUUUCUGGUUUGUUAAACUUCGUCGACGGUUUAUGGUCGGCGUGCGGCGGCGAUCGGUUAAUAGUUUUUACAACUAAUCAUGUUGAAAAGCUCGAUCCUGCACUAAUCAGAAGAGGUCGAAUGGAUAAACAUAUUGAAUUAUCGUAUUGUGGGUUUGAAGCUUUUAGGGUUUUGGCGAGAAACUAUCUUUAUCUUGAAACACAUGAUCUGUUUGAAAAGAUUCGUGUGUUAUUGGAAGAAACCCAGAUGACUCCGGCGGACGUCGCCGAGAAUCUGAUGCCGAAGACCAGUCCGGCGGAUGUAGAAGGGUGUUUGAGGAGCUUGAUCGAAGCUCUGGAGAACACGAAAGAGGAAAAAAGGAUCGAGGAAGAAGAGAAAAGAAAAAAAGAGUCGGCGGCGGCGGCGGCGGCGGUGGCGGCCGCGGAGGUGAAAGAUGAAAUCAAGGUAGCAAAACCAGUUGAAAAUGGUUCAAAUGGAAGCAUAUGA
Messenger RNA from Lactuca saligna, 1482 nucleotides. Lineage: Eukaryota; Viridiplantae; Streptophyta; Magnoliopsida; Asterales; Asteraceae. The record is from the annotation of a GenBank genome assembly.